AACGUCAAACCUAACCUAUCCAGUGAAUUGUCAAGGUCGGAGAAGUGGUUUUCGCUCUUAAUUUGAAGUGUCAGAGAAUUGGGUAUCUCUUAUCUCUGCUUUAAACACUUCAAAAUUCCAAGAAAUCUACGUGGAUGUAAACAGCUCAUGUAUGGGUUCAGUCAUUUCAUCUUUACCAAGAAAGCCUCCACUAAGUGUGAAUAUGAGCAGCCCUCAAGCAGAUAUGGUUCGCGACAUAAUCGCAAACAAUAAGGUUGUUAUAUUUUCUAAAAGCUACUGUCCUUAUUGUACAAUGGCCAAAGAGCAAUUUCGCAAACUUUCUGUAGCCGCACAUGUUGUUGAACUAGAUAGUCGUAAUGAUACUGAAGAAAUUCAAAACAUCCUUGGAGAGAUAACGGGCGGUAGAACCGUGCCAAGGGUCUUUAUUAAUGGAAAAUUUAUAGGGGGCGGCACAGAUGUUAAAAAAAUGUACGAGCAGGGAACUCUUCAAAAGUACUUUGCUUAAUGAUGGCGAUUGCAAAUACAUGAAAUUGUUUGAUAACAUUUUUUUGAAAUUAGGUAAAAAUGUAUUGUAUUGUAAAUUAUACCUUUUGAACUA
Bactrocera tryoni is the source of this 598-nucleotide messenger RNA. Its product is annotated as glutaredoxin-C4. Lineage: Eukaryota; Metazoa; Arthropoda; Insecta; Diptera; Tephritidae. Gene Ontology annotation, cellular component: cytoplasm. The record is from RefSeq and is a predicted model, not a curated record. The transcript has 3 exons. Gene Ontology annotation, molecular function: glutathione disulfide oxidoreductase activity. Bases 152 to 505 code for a protein of 117 amino acids. Gene Ontology annotation, biological process: cellular response to oxidative stress.